Messenger RNA from Aspergillus tanneri, 537 nucleotides. It is a transcript of the gene ADI1, whose product is annotated as acireductone dioxygenase (Ni2+-requiring). Bases 1 to 537 code for a protein of 178 amino acids. NCBI's taxonomy places the organism in Eukaryota, Fungi, Ascomycota, Eurotiomycetes, Eurotiales, Aspergillaceae. Gene Ontology annotation, molecular function: acireductone dioxygenase [iron(II)-requiring] activity. The record is from RefSeq and is a predicted model, not a curated record. The transcript is spliced from 3 exons.
AUGAGAGCAUACUGGUAUGAUAACCAGCCGGGUGACCAGCGUGAACCCCACGAUUCCGGCCGCUCCGUCUCGGAAUCCUAUCUUGCCUCCAUCGGCGUCUUCUACCGCCACUGUCCCACCAUCGAGUCGGUUGAUGAGCUUGCCGCCGAACGGGGCUACAAGAACCGCGAUGAAGUGAUCGUCUCACCGCAGACGAUGGGCGAAGCAUACGAAUCGAAGGUGAAAAUGUUCUUCGCAGAACAUUUGCAUGAAGACGAGGAGAUCCGCUACAUUCGUGAUGGCGAAGGUUACUUCGAUGUGCGUGGUCAGCACGACGAAUGGGUCCGCAUCAAACUCGCGAAAGAUGAUUUGAUCAUUCUUCCGGCGGGGAUUUAUCAUCGGUUUACGACGGAUGAUAAUAAUUAUGUUAAGGCGAUGCGUCUCUUCCAGGAGGAACCCAAGUGGACUCCCCUGAACCGUAGCGACGAGGUGGAUACGAACCAACAUCGGAAGUCUUAUCUGGAACAGAUUGGAAAUACCGCUGUCGCCGCAAACUAG